This is a messenger RNA of Dioscorea cayenensis subsp. rotundata (Guinea yam), 2094 nucleotides long. RefSeq names its product leucine-rich repeat receptor-like protein kinase PXC1. The record is from RefSeq and is a predicted model, not a curated record. Gene Ontology annotation, biological process: protein phosphorylation. Bases 52 to 1941 code for a protein of 629 amino acids. NCBI's taxonomy places the organism in Eukaryota, Viridiplantae, Streptophyta, Magnoliopsida, Dioscoreales, Dioscoreaceae. Gene Ontology annotation, molecular function: ATP binding; protein kinase activity. The transcript has 3 exons.
CCACUCCAAGAAACUCACACAUAUGCAUCAUUCUUCAUCACAUGUCUUCCCAUGCAUUCAUCUCUCACUCUUCUCCAAACCCUAACCCUAACCCUAACCCUAACCCUAACCCUUACCCUAACCCUAAUAACAUCAACUGUAAACUCCACUGGAGAUGAAAGAGCUUCAUUACUUCAACUAAGAGACACACUAAUAAGCCCCUCCAUCAGCCUCCAUUCCAACUGGACUGGUCCAUCAUGUUACCGAGGCCGAUCUCGGUGGCUCGGCAUCUCUUGCUCUCCAUCAUCUCAUGUCAUCUCCAUUGAUCUUCACUCAACUCAACUCACUGGUUCUCUUUCCUCAUCCUCUUUCCAAAACAUCACUUAUCUCACAACUAUCAUUCUUGCUAACAAUUAUCUCAAUGGUACUCUUCCCACACUUGAAGGCCUUUUUUAUCUUCAAUCUUUAUCCUUGGCCGGAAACCGGUUCUUCGGUUCGAUACCUAAAGAGUAUAUAGACUUGAAGAGCUUAACAAGGCUUGAACUUCAAGAUAAUCUUUUAAAUGGGAGUAUACCUCCAUUGGACCAACCAAGCUUGCAAGUGUUCAAUGUUUCUUAUAACUUUCUUCAAGGGCUGAUACCUGAGACUGAAGCAUUGCAGAGGUUCAAUAGUUCUUGUUUUGAUCAUAAUUUAGGGUUGUGUGGGAAGCCAUUGGAUACAUUGUGUCCUUUGGCUCCUUCUCCUUCUCCUUCUCCUUCACCUUCGUCCUUGCCAUCUUUGGCCGGAAAGAGUUCAUUGGAGACUUGGAUUCUUGUUUGUGUUGCUGUUGGUGCAGUGCUUGUUCCUUUGUUUGUUAUCUUGUGUUUCUUGUGUUUCCAUAAGUGGUGUCUUAAGAAGAAGGAAGAAGAAGAAGAAGAACAAGGAAAAGCCAAGUUUUCUUCUGGAGAACAAGAGGAGAGGGAAUUAAGAUAUGGAACAAGAGGAGUAACAAGAGCAAAGAAGAUAGCAGAGCUAGAAUUCAUGGACAAAGAGAAGCAAAUGGCAUUUGAUCUUGAUGAACUAUUGAGAGCUUCAGCAGAAGUUAUGGGAAGAGGGCAAUUGGGCACAACUUAUAAAACAACUCUUGAGUCUGGUUCAAUUGUUGUUGUCAAGAGGUUGAUCAGAGAGAUUAAUGAUGGAUUAAGCAAAAAAGAUUUUGUUCAACACAUGCAAGUCCUUGCCAAACUCAACCAUGAAAAUGUUACACAGAUCAUUGCUUUCUAUUUCUCAACGGAUGAAAAGAUUCUCAUCUUUGACCAUGUUCCUCAUGGCAACUUGUUUCAACUCUUGCAUGAGAACAGAGGAGAAGGAAGAGUGCCAUUAAAAUGGGAAACAAGGCUAAAUAUAGUGAAAGGAAUAGCAAGAGGCUUAGCUUAUCUUCACCAAUCCCUUCCUCCUUCUUUUAAGGUCCCUCAUGGCAACCUUAAAACCUCAAACGUCCUAAUCCUCCACCCAAACCACCACCCUAAACUCACUGACUAUGCCUUCCUCCCUCUCCUCCAAACCCUAAACCUAACCCUAAUUGACAAACUAGCCAUUUCCAAGACCCCAGAGUACUAUAAAGCCAAAAGAAACCAGAAGGAGAAGAAGAAGAUGAUGAUGAUGCUAAGUAGCAAAGCUGAUGUCUUUUGUUUUGGCCUCAUUCUCAUUGAAGUCAUAACUGGUUUAAUAAUUCCAAGUGAUCAUGAAGAUGAUGAUCAUGGUGGUGGUGAUCUUUCAGAGUGGGUUAGGUCAGUGGUGAGUAAUGAAUGGUCAACUGAUAUUUUGGACUUGGAAAUAGUUGGAGAGAAUGAGAAUCAUGAAGAGAUGAUGAAGCUUGUUGAUAUUGCUUUGGAGUGUACUUGUUUUGAUCCUGAGAAAAGACCUCUUGUUCAUGACCUACUCUGCAGGAUUGAAGCCAUCUCACCAGCUUGCUCUAUCUAGCUAGCUCACUCAUCAAUUUAAUUUCUUUGAUUAAAUGUGUUUGUUUAUGUAUAUUUUGUUUUUUUGUUUUUUGUUUUUGGUUUUUUAUUUGCAUUUGAUUCAUUAAUUAGUUUGUUUUUUCUUUGUUAAGAGUUGUUUUGAUUAUUCAGCUAA